Messenger RNA from Hemisphaericaspora subhashii, 1197 nucleotides. RefSeq names its product transcription factor TFIIE subunit (gene TFA1). NCBI's taxonomy places the organism in Eukaryota, Fungi, Ascomycota, Pichiomycetes, Serinales, Debaryomycetaceae. Gene Ontology annotation, biological process: transcription initiation at RNA polymerase II promoter; transcription open complex formation at RNA polymerase II promoter. The transcript has a single exon. Gene Ontology annotation, cellular component: transcription factor TFIIE complex. The coding region runs from base 1 to 1197 and encodes 398 amino acids. The record is from RefSeq and is a predicted model, not a curated record.
AUGGACGAUUCAGUUAGAAGUCUUAUUAGAUUUGUCAGUAGAGGGUUUUAUAGUACACCAUAUGUUUUAAUAUUAGAUGCCGUAUUACGGCAUUCAGUACUUUCAGAAGAUGAUUUAAUUCAUUUAUUAGGAAUUAAACGUAAAGAAUUACGAUCAUUAUGUAAUCGAUUAAUAGAAGAUAGAUUAUUAAUUAAUCAUAUUCAAAGAGAAGAUAAUGGACAACAGAGGUAUGUAACCCGUACUUAUUUCUUUAUUCAUGUUACUGAAGCUAUUGAUUCCAUUAAAUGGAAAGUUCAUUCUAUUGUUAAUAAAUUAAAACAAGAAAUGUCAAGUUUUGGUAAUCCCCAAGGAUAUGUUUGUCCAAGAUGUGGGAAAAAAGUUAGUCAAAUCGAUGCUAUAUCAUUAUUAAGUGAAGAUAAAACCGAAUUUGUAUGUGAUGUAUGUCAAGGAGUAUUAAUUGAAGAUGAUUCAUCACAACAAGCAAGUUUAAAACAAGAAAAAUUAGAAAAAUUAAUGAAACAAGUUGAUCCAAUAAUUAAAUAUUUAAAAAUUAUUGAUGAUUCAAAUAUUCAAGAUAAUAAUUUCGAAACUGCAUUAAUUCAAUCAAUUCCUGCACAAUCUACAAGUAAUGCUUCAUAUACUGUUUCAAAUCGGAUCAGUUCAAGAUCAAGAUCAAAUAUGUCUCUGGCAUUACAGAAUGCAGCAUCAAGAUCACAAGCUACGUUGCAUGUUUCUAUUACUGCCAAUGAUGAGAAUUAUGAACGGGAACAAAUGGAAAAAGAAUCAAGAAGACAAAAAUUGGAACAAAAUGCAUUACCUUCAUGGCAUUCUGGAAGUACCGUUGGACAAACUAGCGAGUUUGGUAGAUUGGAUGAGAAUGAUAGAGAAGAAGGAAUUAAAGAAGAAGAAAAUGGAGAAGGUGGAGGAGUUAAGAAAGAAGAAGAUAGUUUGGGAGCUGUAGAAGAGGGAGAAGAAGAAGAGGAUGAAGAUGAAGGUGUAUCUGAGCAAUCAUCAGUUAUGACUACACCAGAACCAUCAUCGUUAGUUAAUAGACAAAUGCCAUCAUCAACUGAAUUGAGAGAUAGAGAGGCACAAGAUGCAUUGGCAGCAUAUUAUGCUCAAUUGGCAGCUGAACAAGAUGAAGAUGAAGACGAGGAUGAUGAUGAUGAUGAAGAUGAUUUUGAUGAUAUAAUUUAA